CAACAAUACAUCACUCAUUGUCGACUAAACCGAUUUACAAGCUAAGACACGAAAGGCAUUAAAAUGCUAGCUUUCUCAGCGAUUGUCUUCGCUUUAGCGACAAUUUCUACCGCGUUUGGCGGWCAACUAUCCUUCGAAAGUGGUGAUGUUUUGGUUGAGUGGACWCAUCUGCCUGGGACCCAAGAAAUAGAGUUUAACCUCACAAUGAAAACUACUGGAUGGAUUGGUUUGGGAAUCUCGAUGGAAAAUAGUGGUAUGAAAAAGCUUGAUGUCUAUGCUGGAGGAUUUAAAAAUUCAGCAAACUACCUUGAGGAUUACUACGUUGAUGCAAAAACGACGCCGACACCAGAUAAUACCAAUGCUGCUACAAUCACCGCUGGAAGUGAAAAUGGUGGGAUAACUAACCUAAGAUUCAAGCGAAAAUUAGACACUGGAGAUGCAAAAGACACCAAAAUCACGCCUGGCGAAAAACUGUAUUUGGCCUGGGCUUACGGCGACACUGAUACGUUUGGUUAUCAUAACACAAACAAAGGUUACUCUGGGCUAGUCAUGCUUGUUGCUGCCCCGGCGUCAAGCACCAUUGCUCCAACAGCAUCGUCCUCGGUAGUAGCGACUUCUUCUGUUGAUGCAGUCUCACCAACACCAACACCAACACCGACACCAGCAUCAACGCCAGCACCAACAUCAACGCCAGCACCAACAUCAACGCCAGCACCAACAUCAACGCCAGCACCAACGUCAGCAAGUCAAGACAACGAAUUAAUAUUUAAGAAAGGAGAAUACAAACUAAACUGGAACUUCAACUCCAAUACGAAAGAGGUAAUGUUCAAAAUUACCGUGACAGGAACUGGAUGGAUUGGACUUGGGAUUAGUGACUUGAAUAAAGACAUGAAAGGCCUGGACAUCGCUGUGGCCAUGGUGAACAGUUCGGGGCAUGGAACUGUAGAGGUUGGGAAGACAUACUAUAUUGCCUGGGUAUUCAAUCCGACGUCGUCAGUCUUCGGAUACCACGGUUCCGUGAACCGCGGCUACAGCUCCAACAAAGUAGUCCUUGCUGGAACACAGACAACAACUGUAGUAACCACUACCACCGGGACAUGCGCUAAACUGUCUUCAAUUUUGGUGCUGUUGUCAAUGUUUGUAGCGAUGCUCGGUUACUAAGCGACAUGAGUCACGUUAUGGAAGUCUUGUUACGUUAACUUUUUAUUCUUUUUAAUUUGUCGUGGUUUGUUAAAUUCAUUGUAAAGUGGAUGCACUUAAUCCGCGAAGCAAAUGACACUUAUUUCUAGUAAGAAGUUUUGAUUAGCACCAAAGUAUGUUAGAGUGGAGUCCUCAAUUAAAUCCAUGAAACUAAA
Molecule: messenger RNA, 1355 nt
Organism: Exaiptasia diaphana
Lineage: Eukaryota; Metazoa; Cnidaria; Anthozoa; Actiniaria; Aiptasiidae
Biological process (GO): octopamine biosynthetic process; norepinephrine biosynthetic process; dopamine catabolic process
Cellular component (GO): secretory granule membrane
Molecular function (GO): dopamine beta-monooxygenase activity
Source: RefSeq, a predicted model, not a curated record